GGAUGGGGACAGCCACAGCAGGCAGCCAGGGGCCUGGUGUAAGUGUAGCCCCGGCUGGGACUGCAACUGGGCAGGUAACAGAGACCGUGUCUGCCAGCAGUGUUAGUCUAAUGCUGGCUGGCGCUGCCAGCAUGUCACCAGACUCGGUGAUCAUGGCUUCGGCAGGCACCGGCAGCCUGACGCCCUCAGGCCACGUGAGUGUGGUCUCUGCUGGAGCUGGGAGUGUGGCGGGCCUAGGAACCGUCACCCCGCUCAGGCCCGAGUACCCCCUGGUGUCAAGCUUGCAGAGCGAGGGCGACAUGAGUGAGCGGGACGGAAGUCAGAGGGUGACCAUGGCCAGUCCAAAGGUAUCCACGAAAGGGAUGUCAUCGCGGAGGCACUCCCAGCGCAGAGAAGGCCAAGCUCGCAGACAGGCCGAGAAGGAAGGCAGCGGUGGCCAGAGGAGGUCAUCCCGGCGGGCUGUGACUUCCAGGGAGAUGCAGAAAUCCAGCCACCAGCCUGGGGGAAGCCGCCACAGCCCAUCUUCCCACAAAGCCACCAGCCGCAGCCCAUCUGUAAAGGAUUCCAGGACCGCUCACAAACCAAGGAAGAAUAAAGAUUCAGCCAGCAUCCCUCUUCCAGUCACUGCCUCAACUAAGAAACUCAGCCGUAUCGCCUCCUUGUUGCGAAGCUUCUCCCGCUCUAUCCGAAAGCACCUCAGUCCUCGCCAACGUGGGGGGCACAACUGAGGCCUCUAAGGCCUCAGCCACUCAGAUCGACA
This is a messenger RNA of Vombatus ursinus (common wombat), 760 nucleotides long. RefSeq names its product protein FAM71B-like. The record is from RefSeq and is a predicted model, not a curated record. Bases 3 to 728 code for a protein of 241 amino acids. The transcript has 3 exons. NCBI's taxonomy places the organism in Eukaryota, Metazoa, Chordata, Mammalia, Diprotodontia, Vombatidae.